CUUCCGGUCGGUGGCCCUGGAGAUGGAGAGUGAAGGUUGAGUUCGCUGAUCAAUGCAACCUGAUGACAUGGAAUGUCGGAGGGUCGCAGUGGGUGUAAUGUGACUCAAAAUAGUCAGGUUAUUUAUUUUUACAUUGUAUAACAUUUCUGUGAGGUACACAGCAACGCUGACUGAAGAUGGCUGGAAGAUGCUACGGCUGUGCGUCCAAAUUCACUCUCCUGAGGAAAGAGCUUGGGUGCAAGAACUGCGGCCAUGCGUAUUGUUCAUCGUGUCUCAGCUAUAUCACCUUGGUCCCUCGCUGUGGAAAUACACAACAAAAGGUCUGCAGACAGUGCCAUGGAACCCUCACAAGCUCUGGGAAACAGGACAGUGCUGCAAGGUGGUCUCCACCAGGGAACUACAAAAAGCGAGUGGCUGCUUUAGAGGCUAAACAGCAGGAACAAACUUCAGCCCACAAAGCAGGCAGUCAGGCACCAAGCAUGGCCUCAAAGUACCAAGGUCUGUCCAAAGAAGACCAAGCCAUUGCUGAACGACUGGAGAAGCUAAAGGAAGAAACCAAACCGAAAUCUAUAUCAUCUCAGCAGGCGAUUGAAUUGCGACUAGCAGCACUGAAGAAGGAAGCCCUGCGACCCAUACCCUCCACGAUAGAGAUGGAGGACAGGCUAGCCCUGUUAAAGGGCCAGACACCACCUUCACAGGCCCCCAAACCUUAUUAUCAGGUUGUUGAUAACAGGACUCAAACAGAACAAGUCAAUGACCUCUUCAAACAAAUUUCAGAAGAAGCAGCGAUUGACCAAAAGUACAGCUCUGGCAUUGAAGAUGGUGCAAUGAAUGACCUGAAUAAAGGAAUCGAUCCACGUAAUUUCAAUAGUGACACUAAUGAUAACAUCAAACGUUUGGAGGAGGAGAAGAAAAGUAAUCUGCUGGACCAGGCAACAGCUGAGUUGAAGGAGGACAAUUUACAUAAGGAGCAAGUCUUAAAGAUAUCGAAGAGACUGGCCACAUUGAAAGGAGAGGACCCCAAUGCUGUAGCUGUGGAUGACUGGAAAUAUGCUGAGCUGGACAGCGAUGAAGAAAAUGAAGAGCUGCUCACCCAGCGAAUUCUGAAACAGGUUAAUGAAGAAAUUGCCCUAGAUGAAGCAAGUGGCUACAACAUCCCUGUACAGAAACCUAAAUCAGCCCAGCCCACACCUGCCAGGAAGAAGUUGCGUUCCCCACCAUUUGAUGAGGAAGCAGACAGUGAUGAGGAGCUACCUUGGUGCUGUAUCUGCAAUAAUGAUGCUGUACUUCGUUGCCGUGACUGUGAUGGAGAUCUCUACUGCCAGAGAUGCUUUAGAGAUAGAAGGCCAAUUUGAAUGAUUAGAAGGUGCCAAGCCAUUAACGCUAACACUAAACUUGGAAGGGAAGGACAUGACAAAUUUGAGAGAAAAGAGCACAGAACAUCCAAGUACCGUCCACCAAACAAGAAGAAAUAAGAUACAACAGCUCAUAUUCCCUGGAAUCCCCCAAAAGUCAGACACUAAGGAAGUUUAUCAUUGCUUCAGCAUUUGCACACCUCAUUCAGUUAACACUGGGCAAAAACAAAGUGCAAUAGAGGGUGCCAUAAUACUCUUCGCUAAUUGGUGCACACAAGUGAUGCUAGAUGCAUUGCUGUGCCAGCAUCUCACUGAGAAGCAUCCAGAGUUAUCUUUUUGCUAUGUGGUCUUGGAUGUCUGCAGUGCUGCAACAGUUCUUUGUGGAUCUUGUUAUUCAUUGCUUAAGGUGACUUAAAUUUAACUUAAAAAUAAAAGGGUUGCAAGCAGUGAUUUAAAUUAGAAUCUACUGCAAUCAAUUGUUGAAUAAUAGGGUGAUUGUAUUUUGUUAUAACUUAAAAUAUUUCAAUGUGUUUAAUCUACUGGAAUGAAUAACAUAAUGAUUGCUGAAGAAGGGCAAACCUUAACAAUAUACUUAUAUUUUGUUAAUGGAAAUGGAUUGCAACUAUGUUUUUUGGAAGCUGUAAUCAUUUUUUAAUCCUUAGUCGUCACCUCACUGUGGGGGAACCAUCUGUUCUCCGGUUCUAUGAACGCCAAGUUCGCCACCAAUUAUCAGAAGAAAUGCGAAAGUAAGCCUAGUACGAGCCUCUCAUUUUUACUUCCUGUCCUGCUUCUGGGAAUGUACUUGGAUCCUAUUUGAUACCAUCCCCCAGCCCCAGCAGUCCAGUGUAGAACCUCAGCAAAUUGGCCAAUCCAGCCUCGAUCAUGCCACCUAAUGGAGCUGCCUGUCACCCUUACUGAACUCCACUCCUGAAUGUUGUCUGAUUCUGGAGCUGCUCAGAGGCGCCAUUUUUCUGAUACCAAAUGUACCUUGUGACAUAUUUAUGUUAUUUAUUUACCAUCGAAGAAAGGUGUUCCCAGUAAAAAUAAAUUUUUAAAAAUUA
Messenger RNA from Carcharodon carcharias (great white shark), 2416 nucleotides. It is a transcript of the gene zfyve19, whose product is annotated as zinc finger, FYVE domain containing 19. The transcript is spliced from 12 exons. The record is from RefSeq and is a predicted model, not a curated record. Gene Ontology annotation, biological process: mitotic cytokinesis checkpoint signaling; abscission. Bases 177 to 1355 code for a protein of 392 amino acids. Gene Ontology annotation, cellular component: centrosome; midbody; cleavage furrow. Lineage: Eukaryota; Metazoa; Chordata; Chondrichthyes; Lamniformes; Lamnidae. Gene Ontology annotation, molecular function: phosphatidylinositol-3-phosphate binding; metal ion binding.